AUGGGUGCCGUCGUAUCUUGCAUUCAAUCCAUCUUCCGCACCAUCGGAAACUGCCUCAUGGCCAUCGUGCAUGCCAUCGGAGCUGCUUGCACCGCUGUCAUCAACGCCAUCGUCGCGCUCUUCGACAUCGUCAUCUCUUGCUUGACUUGCGGACGCGGUGGAAGCAGGCGACGAGGCAUGAAGACUCGUACCCGUCAUACUACUAGUAGAGUCUAG
This is a messenger RNA of Aaosphaeria arxii CBS 175.79, 216 nucleotides long. RefSeq lists its product as uncharacterized. The coding region runs from base 1 to 216 and encodes 71 amino acids. The transcript is spliced from 2 exons. The record is from RefSeq and is a predicted model, not a curated record. NCBI's taxonomy places the organism in Eukaryota, Fungi, Ascomycota, Dothideomycetes, Pleosporales.